GGAGAUGUUAGCAUCCCUUACCCUUUUGGGAUUGGACCUAAUAGUGAGUGCUACCUUGAAGAAUGGUAUGAAAUAGAGUGCAACAACGCUACAAGCCCUCACAAGCCUUUCUUGAAGCACACCAAUCCCAGGUUAGAGGUCCUGAAUAUUUCUAUCAAUGGGAAUCUUCACGUUAACAGCCAUGUUACUUUCUUCUACGAAGGAGCACCGCAAACUGAACAACUAGGGCCAAACUUGACCGGAAGCCCCUUUGUGUACUCUCAGCAAGGCAACAGAUUCAUAGCAGCGAGUUGUGGGUACUUUGCCUUGGUGAAGUCAGAUCCUGAUCAGCGUAUUGUUGGUGGGUGCAUGUCGACUUGUGAUCAGGGUACAUGGAGCUAUGGCAGAUGUCUUGGUAUUAACUGUUGCCAGACUACUCUCCCUCAAUAUCUCACUGUGAUCAGCAGCGAGUUACGACCUGAAUCUGGAGAGAAUGUUAUGAAGAGCCAACUACUGUUUGCUAAUUACAACUAUUCAUCGUACUCUAGUCAUGACGACUCCAUAUUCUUUCCUAAUGGGAAAGAGACUUAUAUACUACUUCCCCCCGAUCCAACAACGAUUUGCACGGUCUACAUGGCGUCGGCGGCAACAAACAACAAGUUUGCAGAGAUGAGAUGUUUAUGUCGUGCUGGGUUCGAAGGAAAUCCCUAUCUGCCAACUGGAGGUUGUCGAGAUAUUGACGAAUGCAAGCACGGAAACCCUUGUAGUGGUUUAGAUGAGGUAUUGCACAUUAGUGAAGAUGUGUGUCGGAAUACCGUGGGGAGUUACAUGUGCAACUCAGGUUUUGGCAUUGGUUUUGGAACGUUGUUACUAGUUCUUGCUGCAUGGUGUGCCUACACAGUCAUAAAGGAAAUAAAAACCAUUGAACAGAAGAAUAUAUUUUUCAAACGGAAUGGUGGGUUAUUGUUAAAACAACAACUUUCAUCUGGUGAAGUUAACAUUCAGAAGAUCAAGUUGUUCACAUCAGAUGAGUUAGAGAAGUCCACAGACAAUUUUAGUAUCAAUAGGGUUGUUGAUCAUGGAGGCCAUGGUACUGUUUAUAAAGGUAUGUUGGCAGACGGAAGAAUCGUUGCUGUAAAAAAAUCAAAAAUGGUGGAUGAAGGACAACUUUCGGAGUUCAUCAAUGAGGUUGUCGUUCUUUCGCAGAUAAAGCACAGGAAUGUGGUCAGAUUAUUAGGUUGUUGUUUAGAGACGGAAGUUCCACUUUUGGUUUAUGAAUUCAUACCUAAUGGAACAUUGUUCCAGUAUAUCCAUGAAAAGAACGAGGACCUUCCACUUACAUGGAAGAUGCGUGUGCGAAUAGCCACAGAAGUUGCAGGAGCUCUUUCAUACUUGUACAUAGCAGCUUCAUGUCCCAUAUAUCACAGAGAUAUCAAGUCUACGAACAUACUCCUAGAUGAAAAAUACAGAGUAAAAAUUGCUGAUUUUGGAACUUCAAGAUCCGUUGCUGUUGAUCAAACGCACUUAACCACUCUUGUACAUGGGAUGUUUGGUUACUUGGACCCAGAAUACUUCCGAUCAAGCAAGUUUACUGAGAAAAGUGAUGUGUAUAGCUUUGGCGUGGUUCUUGUUGAGCUUUUAAGUGGACAAAAGCCGGUUUCUGUAGUAAGUAUGGUGAACGAAGAAGAAGAAUACCGAAGUCUUGCAGCCUAUUUCAUUGUUGUGAUGCAAGAAGGUCGUCUAUUUGACAUAAUUAAUGCACAAGUUUUGAAUGAGGCCUCGACGAGAGAGAUUAUGACAGUUGCUAAGCUUGCAAAACGAUGCUUAAAUUUGAAUGGCAAAAGGCGCCCAACAAUGAAAGAAGUCACCACUGUGUUGGAGGCCGUACAGAUAUCAAUGAAAAAUUCUAAUAACAUGAUUACAUAA
Molecule: messenger RNA, 1905 nt
Organism: Fragaria vesca subsp. vesca
Lineage: Eukaryota; Viridiplantae; Streptophyta; Magnoliopsida; Rosales; Rosaceae
Product: wall-associated receptor kinase-like 22-like
Exons: 4
Biological process (GO): protein phosphorylation; cell surface receptor signaling pathway
Cellular component (GO): plasma membrane
Molecular function (GO): protein serine/threonine kinase activity; polysaccharide binding; ATP binding
Source: RefSeq, a predicted model, not a curated record